Molecule: messenger RNA, 1610 nt
Organism: Daldinia caldariorum
Lineage: Eukaryota; Fungi; Ascomycota; Sordariomycetes; Xylariales; Hypoxylaceae
Product: P-loop containing nucleoside triphosphate hydrolase protein
Exons: 3
Molecular function (GO): GTP binding
Source: RefSeq, a predicted model, not a curated record
CCUAGAUGUUUGUUUGGAGUAUCAUAAUCUUCCCCAAUAAGAGAAGAAGUGCAACUUUACCUAAGCCAAUGAACGUAUCAGCUCGCCGCAUUGAGGAUGGGAGCGCUUACGGCUGUUGAUCAGGUUUACCAGGUAGAGAAUCCGCCUGCACUGCUUCCCACACACUUCUACAGCCUUGCGCAGGAAUACACAGUAUAACUCUAGAAGCCAUUAACACGUGCAUUAAUGUCCUAGGUAUGUACCUGCUGCUAUCAAACAUUCAUAAAGCGAAUUGUGUUUUACCCUGUUCGCUAUUCCGGCCGUUUGAGUUAGAGAUGUAAAACACUCAGAGAAUCAAUACGAAAUUAUCCAGUUUGUAAGAAUCAGCCAUGGAUAGUCCAACAGAUUCGUCGCCGUUUGACGGCUCUCCUACGCCAACUCCUCAACUUGGCCUUCCUAUGAUUGUAAUUAUGGGUGUAACUGGGUCAGGAAAGAGCUAUUUCAUCAACAAGCUCGCAGGUCUCCCCGCGGUUGCAGAGGGGGCACGAUUGGACUCAUGCACACAACGAUGUGAAGUAGUUCCCGUAUCUAUUGGCAGCACGCGGACUCUUCUCAUCGACACACCCGGUUUCGACGACUCCGACCGCACGGAUUCAGAUAUCCUAACUGAGAUUGCAAGGCUACUUGCGAGCCAGUACACUCUCGGCUUCCAGCUAAAAGGGAUCAUCUAUGUUCACCGCAUUACGGACAACCGGUAUGCGGGGUCGGCUGUGAAGACUUUCGAGAUCUUUAGGCGAAUUUGCGGAGACGAGGCGAUGAAGAACGUCGUUCUUAUUACUAGCCGAUGGAACGAGGUUGACGAGCCGACUGGGGCGAGCCGGGAGCGUCAACUUCGCGAAAAGUUUUGGGCUUACAUGCUCGGUCGAGGCUCGUGCAUGAAUCGCUUUCACGGUGAUCGCGAUUCGGCUCGAACCAUUGCCGCCCAGCUACUCAUCAAGGAAACAGUCACCUUGAAGCUUCAGGAAGAAAUGGUCAAUGGCGGCUUACAACUAAACGAAACAGCUGCUGGCUCAUAUGUCAGCGAUGGUCUCGACGAGCUAAAAGCCAAGUACGAAAGGGAAUUACAAGCGCUUGAGAAUCUCCGGAGAGAGCUACAAGAGAGCGACAGGAUGAUGAAGCGCCAAGUACAGCUGGAUAUACAGCGCGAGAGGGACCGGCUCAAAAGCGCUGAGCAACAACAGGUCAGUCUUGAACGGGACAUCGCCGGGGAGGUCCAAGAGGAAAUUAAGAAGGAGACUAAGAGACAAAGGUUCAUGAAAGGGCUCGGUAAAGUUCUUCCGUAUGCGCCAAUGGCUCUAAACAUACUGUUCCUAUUCGUCGGUGUGCCGCCUGGAGUAGGUGAUAUAUUCACUUCAUGGAUAGGCGGAUUAUUGAGCGAGGAUUCCUCUAGCUAGAUUGUUUACGAACUACCUCUGCGGUGAGUCGUAUAGUGAAACGGUUGAUUGUAUAAUUAGUUUUCACCUCAGCUUUGAUUUUUUCUUAGUAUGCUGUUUAGAAUAGACAUCUCAAUACGAUACAUAUGGGUUGCAAUACAAUAUCACCCAAGUCAGUUAUAAAAUGAAAGUCUACAC